Molecule: messenger RNA, 1379 nt
Organism: Otolemur garnettii (small-eared galago)
Lineage: Eukaryota; Metazoa; Chordata; Mammalia; Primates; Galagidae
Gene: METTL22
Product: methyltransferase like 22
Exons: 11
Coding region: 104-1321 (405 amino acids)
Biological process (GO): protein methylation
Cellular component (GO): nucleus
Molecular function (GO): protein methyltransferase activity
Source: RefSeq, a predicted model, not a curated record
UCAUGGCGGCCCCCUGAGUCUCGUGGUGAUGGGGUCGGGUGGGACACCAGGCUGGGGCCCGCGGCGGGUGCUCCUGUCCCAGGAUUAACGUGGAGCCUGGGUCAUGGUGCAGCUGGCUUCUGCCCCAGCCAUGGAUGAAGUCACCUUUAGAAGCGACACUGUGCUAUCAGACAUCCACCUCUACACCCCAAACCAUAGACACCUCAUGGUACGGCUCAACAGUGUGGGGCAACCUGUUUUCCUGUCCCAGUUCAAACUUCUCUGGAGCCAAGACUCUUGGACAGACUCAGGGGCUGAGGGCGGCGAUCACCAAGUUGCUCACACAGAGGAGCCUCCUCCUGCCAGGACAGGUGGCGCAGGGUCCCCUCUGGGAGGUAGCCACAGGAAUGAGGGUCUCUCCCUGCAGGCCAGGCCUGAUGCCACUGGCCAGGAAGAGGCAGGAGCUCGUUUGGAUGAGGACGGGGAUUUGGACGUAGUGAGAAGACCACGGGCCACCUCUGAUCCUGACCCAGCUGGGCCUCUGAGAGACAAGGUACAUCCCAUGAUUCUAGCACAGGAAGAAGAGGACGACAUGGGAGAGGAAGCACGUGGCAACAGCCCCCACAGUGUCAUCAAGAUAGAGCACACCAUGGCCACCCCACUGGAAGAUGUUGGCAAGCAGGUGUGGCGGGGCGCCCUGCUCCUGGCAGACUACAUCCUGUUCCAGCGGGACCUCCUCCGAGGGCGCACCAUGCUGGAGCUGGGGGCAGGCACAGGGCUUGCUAGCAUCGUCGCAGCCACUGUGGCACGGACUGUUUACUGUACAGAUGUCGGUGCAGAUCUCCUGGCCAUGUGCCAGCGAAACAUUGCCCUCAACAGCCACCUGGCUGCUGCUGCAGGUGGUAUAGUUAAGGUCAGAGAACUGGACUGGCUGAAGGAUGACCUCUGCACAGAUCCCGAGGUCCCCUUCAGCUGGUCGGAGGAAGAAAUUUCUGACCUGUACAAUCACACCACCGUGCUGUUUGCAGCUGAAGUGUUUUAUGAUGACGACUUGACUGAUGCUGUAUUCAGAACACUCUCCCGACUCGCCCACAGAUUUAAAAAUGCCUGCACUGCUAUUCUGUCAGUGGAGAAGAGGCUCAACUUCACACUGAGACACUUGGAUGUCACAUGCGAAGCCUACGACCACUUCCGUUCCUGUCUGCAGGUGCUGGAGAAGCUGGCGGAUGACAAGCUGCGCUUUGUGGUGGAGCCCGUGGAGGCCUCCUUCCCUCAGCAUCUUGUUUACGAGCGCAUUCGGCAGCUGGAGCUCUGGAAGGUCAUCGCAGAACCAAUAACGUGACCUGCGGCAGCUCAAGUGUUCUCGUACCACAUUUCUAAUAAAAUCAAACUCUCACCAG